Messenger RNA from Argentina anserina (silverweed cinquefoil), 2457 nucleotides. RefSeq names its product purple acid phosphatase 23. Gene Ontology annotation, molecular function: metal ion binding; acid phosphatase activity. The transcript has 10 exons. The record is from RefSeq and is a predicted model, not a curated record. NCBI's taxonomy places the organism in Eukaryota, Viridiplantae, Streptophyta, Magnoliopsida, Rosales, Rosaceae. The coding region runs from base 52 to 1842 and encodes 596 amino acids.
GAUGCCAUGACCGUACGUACCUUAUCACUAUCUCUAUUUUGAACCCAACCCAUGAUCGGAACGCAGUUCUCUCUCUACUGGAAGCAGAGAGACAGAGCCAUGAACAAGUACUGUAAGCUUUCGAUGAUCACUUCACUGGUUCUGUUCAUGGUUACAAAGAUUAUGGUGGUGGGUGGUGAUCAAGCUCAUGAUCGCAUACCCACAACUCUGGAAGGCCCUUUUAAGCCUUCAACACGGCGCUUCGACCCAUCUCUCCGCAGAGGAAGUGAUGACUUGCCCAUGGACCAUCCCAGGCUCAAGAAGAAUGUCACCCUCAAUUUCCCUGAACAAAUUUCACUUGCAAUAUCUUCACCUGCUGCAAUGUUGAUUUCUUGGGUUACUGGGGAUGCCCAGAUCGGGGAAAAUGUGACACCACUUGAUCCUUCAAAGGUUGGGAGUGAGGUGUGGUAUGGCACAAAGAGGGGCAAGUAUGAGAGUGUGAGGAAAGGGGUUGCUGAGGUUUACAGUCAAUUGUACCCAUUUCAAGGCCUGUUAAAUUACACAUCUGGCAUCAUUCAUCAUGUUAGGAUUGAUGGUCUUAAACCAGGAACAAAGUAUUACUACAAGUGUGGGGAUAGCUCCAUCCCUGCCAUGAGUGAAGAGCAUGCCUUUGAAACUUUACCUUUGCGUAGCCCAAACACGUAUCCUCGCCGAAUAGCUGUUAUUGGAGAUUUAGGUCUAACAAGCAAUACCACUACAACUGUUGACCAUUUGAUCCAGAAUGAUCCUUCAAUGAUUGUAAUGGUUGGAGACUUAAGUUAUGCAAACCAGUACCUUACAACUGGUGGUAAAGGAGCUUCAUGCUUUUCAUGUGCAUUCCCAGAUGCACCUAUCAGAGAAACAUACCAACCCCGCUGGGAUGGGUGGGGAAGAUUCAUGCAGCCAUUAACGUCACGAGUCCCAAUGAUGGUUAUUGAGGGAAACCAUGAGAUUGAACCUCAAAUAGCUGGAAUUACUUUCAAAUCCUAUUUGGCAAGGUUUGCAGUUCCAUCUGAGGAAUCUGGUUCUAAAACCAACUUCUACUACUCUUUUGAUGCUGGGGGAGUGCAUUUCAUCAUGUUGGGAGCAUAUGUUGAUUACAAUGCUACAGGUUCACAGUAUGCUUGGCUUAAAGACGAUCUACAUCGAGUAGACCGGUCGGUGACCCCAUGGCUUGUAGCUGCAUGGCAUUCACCUUGGUACAAUAGUUACUCUUCUCAUUACCAGGAAUUCGAGUGCAUGAGACAGGAAAUGGAACCACUUCUUUAUCAAUAUGGUGUUGAUGUUGUUUUCUCUGGUCAUGUGCAUGCUUAUGAGCGAAUGAAUAGACUAUAUAACUAUACAUUAGAUCCAUGUGGACCUGUUUAUAUAACAGUUGGAGAUGGUGGAAAUAUUGAGAAAGUUGAUGUUGAUUUCGCUGAUGACCCUGGAAAGUGUCCUUCAGCUGGAGACAACAUACCUGAAUUUGGAGGGGUAUGUCAUCUGAACUUUUCUUCUGGGCCAGCUAAAGGGAAGUUUUGUUGGAGCGAACAGCCAGAGUGGAGUGCUUUCAGAGAAAGCAGCUUUGGUCAUGGAAUACUUGAGGUUCUGAAUUCUACAUAUGCUCUAUGGACUUGGCACAGGAAUCAAGAUACUUAUAAGGAGGAUAGCCAUGGCGAUCAGAUCUACAUCGUUAGACAACCUGAAUUGUGCUUUCCAAAUUUCAGUCCAUCAGUCGUGCAGUCUUUGACCUCAAUCUCUGCUCCUGCACCCCACUCUCUGGUGCUUGCUCUCUCCUUGUCUCUCAUUCCUCUCCUAUUGAAAGUAGUCUCUUGUGCUCUGUAACUGUGCCGUGCUUCUUCAUAAAAAAUCUGGGGUAGCUGAAAUUUGAAGUAUCAAUAUUAGGACCGGUGCAGCAGCUUCUUUGAUUUUCCUACAACUUACGGCUCUCAUAUACUCCAAACAUUUAAUCAUAAAAGUUUAUAAACUAUUGGAUCAAUAUGCAGAAACUUAGUGUGAUACAAGUCAAUGAAGUCAUUCGCCGUUUCUGAUACAAUUAGUUUGAUCAGUGUGUUGUACGUUACACUCUGGGAACGAUGAAAAAAAUGGAUGAAUACCAGAAUGGCUGAGAAAAUUUGGUUUUUGUUAUAUUGGUACCAUUGUCGGCCGUAGCAUAAUACUCAUCCAGAAAGUAGAACUGUAGAGAUUCCACAGCCGGUUGCAGUCUCUUCCAUUCUUCCUCCAAACAUAAUGCCUACUUAAAUUGGUAAUAUAAAGGCCUUGUUCUGCAAAUAAUUUACCCCUAUCAGAGCAAUGACGGAUAAAAAAAGGUGGCCAAAUUGUAAUUGCAUCACUUGAUGAGCAGAAUAGGAGUAAUUUAGCUUCUUCAUGUGACAGAUUUGUUUCAGUAAAGCAACAACACCAUGUUCCUCAAUGCCAAUUUUUAUUGAUUUGGCGCUC